AUGUGUUAUUGCAUAGCAAAACUGAUAUUCGUUGCUCUUCUAUCUUGUUCAUUUCUAUCAGUGAGUGAACAACAAUAUACUCCUGAUUGGACAUCACUCGAUGCACGCCCAUUACCCAGAUGGUAUGAUGAAAGUAAAAUAGGUAUCUUCAUUCAUUGGGGUUUGUACAGCGUUCCAGCUGUCUCUACCGAAUGGAUGUGGUGGUAUUGGCAAGGUACUAAUCCACAUGAGGACAUUAUAGCUUAUAUGAAGAAAAACUAUCCACCAGAUUGGACUUAUGCAAAUUUUGGUCCACAGUUUCGUGCGGAUCUCUUUGAUCCAAAUGAAUGGGCUGAUCUAUUUGCUGCUUCUGGUGCAAAGUACGUUGUUCUUACUAGCAAGCAUCAUGAAGGUUAUGCUAUGUGGCCAUCGACAUUUAAUUUUAAUUGGAACUCCAUGCAUGUUGGUCCAAAACGAAAUUUACUUGGAGAUCUAGCUGCAGCUAUUCGAAAUCGAACAAAUCUUGUCUUUGGUUUAUAUUAUUCAUUGUUUGAAUGGUUCAAUCCAGUCUAUCUACAAGAUAAAUCCAACAAUUUCACCACGCAAUACUUUCCACAGACGAAAGCACUGCCUGAACUCAGAGAACUCGUAGAAACAUACAAACCUGAAAUAGUCUGGUCUGAUGGCGAAUGGCAAGCACCUGAUACCUAUUGGAAGGCUGCUCAAUUUUUAGCUUGGCUCUACAAUGAAAGUCCUGUGAAAGACACUGUCGUUGUCAAUGAUCGAUGGGGUAGAGAUACUCCAUGUAAACAUGGCGAUUUCUAUACCUGUGCAGAUCGUUACAAUCCAGGAUAUUUAAUUGAGCAUAAAUGGGAAAAUGCUUUUACCAUCGACAAAAUAUCAUGGGGUUAUCGUCCUGCUGCUAAUAUAUAG
This is a messenger RNA of Rotaria sordida, 912 nucleotides long. Lineage: Eukaryota; Metazoa; Rotifera; Eurotatoria; Philodinida; Philodinidae. The record is from the annotation of a GenBank genome assembly.